AUGUUUGAAGCGGAGUACGUUAUACCAUGUGUUCGCAUGCGAGCGGGCGAAGAAAGCAUUCGCAGAGCGGCUAAGAAGUACCCUAUAUUAGAGCCGUUCGCCCCCCGUCACGUGAUCACGUACUUCAACAAUAACAAAGAGGAUAGCAGAAAAUCGGCGUACGAGCGUCUUCACAAGCACGAUUUCGAUCCGCGGAAGCCAAGAUGCGAUCGCACUAAGCCCAGCCUUUUCUGGCUGGAGAUCUCUGAGGAGAACAAAGGUCACAAGGUCCCGAUGACUACUAAUCUCUGGUACGGUCGACCGAACAGGCUCCAAGUCGACGUCCCCGAGAAGAAAUUCAAUCGAUCGAGCAGAAUGGCAGAGUUCUACAGCCGGAAACUCCUCCUAAUCGAUGAGGACGAACGGAAAGUCGUGGUCUGUUAG
Messenger RNA from Megachile rotundata (alfalfa leafcutting bee), 423 nucleotides. RefSeq lists its product as uncharacterized. The record is from RefSeq and is a predicted model, not a curated record. NCBI's taxonomy places the organism in Eukaryota, Metazoa, Arthropoda, Insecta, Hymenoptera, Megachilidae.